Rubroshorea leprosula is the source of this 1065-nucleotide messenger RNA. The record is from the annotation of a GenBank genome assembly. NCBI's taxonomy places the organism in Eukaryota, Viridiplantae, Streptophyta, Magnoliopsida, Malvales, Dipterocarpaceae.
CUAAUAUAAAUAUUUCUCUCUAGUGUUUCCUGCUUGCCAUCCUUGCACAUAAUCUUGGAUCCUGUGGCCAAUCAGAUAGUGCAAAGCUGUAUUUCCUGGAUUUCAUAGUCAUCCAAUGAUAUAAGAUCUAAUUUGCACCCAUUUAACCAACUUCACAACAUUUGCUGCCACUUCUUUAAAAAUUUUAUCAUUUCUAGCAUUCCAUAGGAUUAGUAGACAAAAAUUUGAGAAAAAAAAAGAGAAAAAUAUGAAAAGUACUAGGUCCACUGUGCUAAUCCGCUACGGCUCAGCCAUCGGAUCAGCACCUUCUAAUCCCAAUCUCGUUGGCCACUACUUCACCGCCGACUUCUCCUCACUUACCUCUGAGUCCACCUGCAAGGUCAACUCAUCAAACGACCCACAAGAGUCUAAAGGUGCUCUACACGGAUACUACGGUGGAUCUUCCUCAUUGCUCCGGCAACGAAGUCCUUUGACUAGAUUCCUAAAUCACUUGACGGAAAACGCUACCAUGGCAGCGCUCAGUAAUGUGUUUUUGAGGAGGAAAGAGAAAAAGUACUGGACUGUGGCAUAGGAAAAUUAGACCUUAUCGGAGCAGGCGGCCAUGGCAUUUCACUGAUAUUUGUUCAUUUCUUUCAAUUUCAUUGCUCUUGAUGAAACCCACCUGGGGUUUGACUGGCUUUCUUGGCGAUAAAUCCGCAGUUUAACCCAAAUCUUGAUCCCUAGCUAUCUGCAUCGAGCAACAGCAAAGAAGCUGAUGAAUUAAAGUAAGGUUACGACAUCUGCAUCAAGCAGCAGCAAAGAAGCUGAGGAAUUAAAGUAAGGUUACCUUAAUUAAAGAUUUCUCCUCUUCUGAUUCGUUGUAUGAGUUUAUAAGCAGUUUAGUUUAAUCCGUUAUAAUUACUAUCUAGUACACUGAGUUCUCUAAUAGCCUCCGGUAGCUACUAAAGUUUCAGUUUGAUCGAGGUAUAUGCAUGCAGUAGCCUAAACUAUGAUCAUAUAUAGUUUCUUAAUUUUAUUUUUUAAAAUAAUAUAUUUCACUUCGGUAAAUAAAGUUCAUUUCACUCA